Carassius gibelio (silver crucian carp) is the source of this 2742-nucleotide messenger RNA. RefSeq names its product sperm associated antigen 1b (gene spag1b). Gene Ontology annotation, cellular component: mitochondrion; cytosol. NCBI's taxonomy places the organism in Eukaryota, Metazoa, Chordata, Actinopteri, Cypriniformes, Cyprinidae. The record is from RefSeq and is a predicted model, not a curated record. The transcript is spliced from 17 exons. The coding region runs from base 120 to 2345 and encodes 741 amino acids. Gene Ontology annotation, molecular function: heat shock protein binding.
GUGUUUCGAUGAUAAGAAGCACUUUAUCUCUCUUCUCUUCUCUGAUAUUCGUCUGUGGUCACACCUGACUAAACCUUCUUCUGGGUCUGCAUUAAAAACGGUAUAAAAAUAAAAGAGUCAUGAGUGCUGCUGAAGCUGCGUCUGCUCUGGAGGCUCCGGGUUCGAGCAGCAGGUCAGUUCCUGUGGAGCAUCUGGACUACAGCUUCAUCCAGAGCUGCUCGGACCUCAAACAUCUGGAGCAGAUCCUGAGAGUCCUGCGGUCCGGUCAGGACGGGUUCUACCCUCAUCUGGUUGAGUUCUGUGAGAAACACAUAGAGAGACUGGAGCCAAAGUCCCGAGUCCUCAGGAAGGAGCGUGGACCGGCCAGCGCUGGCAGCUUCUCCAGCGAGGAGUGGAGGAACAUCUCUGAAGAUCUGCAGAUGUGGGAGCGUGACAUGAGACUGAAGGAAGCGGAGCUGAAGCGAUGUCCCAGAUACAGCGACGCUGAACACUUUCCCCCGGUUCGAUCCUCAGACGCUUCCGAUCAGAGACGAGUCAGCGCUGCGGUGAAGACUGUGAAGACAUCCUGCGUCCCUCGACCCUACACAGACUGGGACAGGUUUGAUGUGGACACUGAGUGCUCUAACAUUGAUGAGUGUGACAGAAACACACGUCAGGCUUCCAUCCGUCCAGUCGUGUCUGAAAUCACGGCGAGGAUCAACAGCACAGGUCUGAGCGCGCAGGAGAGAGAUGUUCUGGCGCUCCGAGAGAAGGACAAGGGCAACGGAGCCUUCAGGAGCCGAGACUACGAGGAGGCCGUGGUGUACUACAGCAGGAGUCUGUCUCUGGCGCCGUCAGUCGCUGCUCUCAAUAACCGCGCUCAGGCUCACAUCAGACUGCAGCAGUGGAGCACGGCUCUGAGCGACUGUGACGCCGUCCUGCAGCUGGAGCCUGGAAACAUCAAAGCUCUACUACGACGUGCCACGGCACACAAACAUCUGGGUCACCAGCAGCAAUCCCACGCUGACCUGAGAACUGUUCUCCUGAUCGAGCCGCACAACACCACAGCGCAGAAGCUCCUGAUGGAGCACACAGAGAGCGAUCAGCUUCAGGAGACUCGCCCCACAGGCCGAAAGAUCCUCAUUCAGGAAGAGGAUGAAGAGGAGGAGCGUCUGCGGGACGAGAGCGAGCGAGACUACGCUCAGGAGGAAGACAGAGAGGAGCAGGAGGUCAGCGGGGCAGAGAGUGGAAUCAUGGGAAAUCCACUGAAGAUGCCCAGCUGCGUAGACAGACACGUGGAGACAGACACAGCGACCAAUGAGAGUCGAGACGAGUUAGCAGCACAGCCGACACAUGUCGACGCCCACAGCGAAGCUCCGCCCACGGGACACGCCCACCAGAGGAGUGAGGGACACAGACCGUCUGAAGAAACUCUGACAGAGAGACAUACACACAACAACUCUGAACACACAACAGCUGAGUUUGAGCUCCUGAAGCAUGAUGGGAAUGCUCUGGUGCGGAGCGGCUGCUAUCAGGACGCAGUGGACAGAUACACGGGAUGUCUUCAGCUGAAGCCACACGAAUGCAGCGUUUACACCAACAGAGCGCUCUGCUUCAUCAAACUCCAGCGCUUCACUGAGGCCCGACAGGACUGUGACUCCGCCCUUCAGCUCCACCCCACCAAUAAGAAAGCUCUCUACAGACGCGCGCUGGCCAAUAAGGGCCUGAAGGAUUACGUGGCGUGUCGUUCAGACCUGCAGCAGGUGUUGUGUUUGGAUGCGAGUGUGACGGAGGCGGAGCAGCUUCUGAUGGAGGUCACGCAACUGAUGACAGACUGCAGAGCUUCAUCAGGAACUAGAAGAAUCAUCACCAUCAAUGAGGUGGCUGAAGAUGGUGAUGAAGAUGAUGAUGAUGAUGGUAAUGGUGAUGAUGGUAAUGAUGAUGGUGAUGAAGAUGAGGGCAGCGGUGCGGUCGUGUCGUCUGUCUCUCUGCGGUCGUGGAGUGUGUUUGAGUUCGGUCAGGCUCUGAGCAGUGCUGUCUCUGGCGGUGACCUUUUGACCUGUGCUGACCUCCUGCGCUCCGUCGCAUCUGAACGCCUGCCGCAGCUCAUCAGCACACAGCUGGACGGACACACACUGGGCUUCAUCAUUCGAGCGCUGCACACACACCUGCUGCACACACACCCCGAGCUGGUGUUCCUGCACCUGCAGCAGCUGCACACGGCACACAGGCUCACGAUGGUGCUGAUGCUGUUGAGCGCUGAGGAUCGCACACACCUCUCACAGAUCUUCCAGAAGCUUCAUGCAGUGCAGACUGAAGCUUUCUCACAAAGUGACGUCUCAAACCUGGCCAACAAAUACAUGUGACGCUCCUUCAGCCUUCCCAUGAUGCCACACUCCUCUCCAGCCGAUGGCUCUGUGACGGGAGGAAGCAGGACAGACACUCCUCACUGUCACUCUUACUCUGUAGUUCUCUGUUCUUGAUGUGAGAUGAUUUUAUUGCUUUGUUGAACUAUAAACGAGUGUUCAGGUCAAUAAUCUUCUGUCUCAUGUUUAUGGAUGUUUCUGUUCAUGUCCAGUGUUUCAGCAGAGCUUCUCAACCCAACACAAACAUUAAUGCAGUAUUAUUAUUAUUAAUGCUACAAUCAUAUCUUCUGAACCACUACAUUUCUUACUAAUUUUGUGCUGCUGAUUCUGCAUGUUUUUUUCUCUUUUACAUCACUCUUUCUCAUUAAAUAUGAAGCAGUGUUGCUUUUGAGAAUGA